GUUACAAGAUAUAAACAAAGCACUAGAAAGAUAGAAAAAGAGAGAGAGAGAAAGAGCAAAAGGCAGAAAGAGCGAGGGAGAGAAAGAGAGCAGGACAGAAAGAAAGUAACAGAAGUCCAAGCAAGUCCUGAAUAUGAUUGUUGUGAAGUUUACAACUAUGAAGAACUAAACAACUGGUAUCAGACACAAAUAUAGAAGAUUAAAGAUUAUUCUGGAUGCAGCAUCUGUCGAACUUGUACAGCAGGCAUGAGCAGCUCCUGUGCAACACUGGCCGAGGUCCUGUGGGCAAAAGGAAGCUCUUUGGAGGAAGAAGAUAUAUGGGCACUCUUGUACCUGUCCACACUGCAGCUUCUGGAAGACCUUCACAAAGACCCUGCCAUCUGCGUGAUUUGUCCAUGGUCAGUACUACUGUCUGCUGAAGGAAAUUUGUCCUUCCAAAACAAUGCAUCUCAGACAGAAGCUAUCCCUUUCAGCGCACCAGAAUUACUCCACAGACAGAACAAAAACCAGCGCAUUGGACUAACAAAGAUGUUGGUGUAUUCCUUAGGAAUGACCCUCUAUUGGUCAGCAGACUAUCAGGUUCCUCCAAAUCAGUCCCUCCAGCUGAGUGACCAAUUACACAGUCUCUUGCUAACGCUAUGUGAAGAUCUGCCACAUAAAAGACUUUCUCCUGAAUCAAUUCUGGAAGCAUGUGAAGCACAUCAGAAGGAAUCUUCUUCCUUACCAGCAAAUAUCUACAUAAAGAAAAUGGUCCAGUUUGUCCUGGGAAGUGUCAGUGAGGUAGAACGAGUAGCCACUGAAGAGAGUAUAGUUUCUCAGCUUAACAGAAGUCAUGUGAUAAGGAAGAGACUACAUGAGAAAAUACCAGAUACCUCACCACUGUUCUCCCAGAUGAAUUUUCACCAAGACAAAGGGUCCAGACUAAUGAAUUAUAGUCGGUCAACAGAAGAUUACAGACAACUGUCCGUGGACUACAGUGACACUAAUAGCAUUUCAGAAAGUACAUCUUUGAUACUGUCUAACCGAGGACACAGAAGAGGGAGAGUUGCGCAGACACACAGGUCAUGGGAUCCCGCCCUUAGUGGAUCAAGGACGCAAAGCAGCUACAAGCUCUUCAUAAACAGGUCGGUCAGUGCUGUAGAAGAAAUCCCUGGCGGAGCUCACAAGAAUAGCAGACACAAUCUGCUGAGUUUAGGCUCCACCUUCUCUGUGUCUACAAAGGACUACACAGCAGCUGCUACAUCACAGAAAUGUUUGUUCCAAAGGAAGGAAAAGUUUUCAGGUCCAGAAUUUAUUAUUUUGUCUAGUGAACCACCAGUGACCUUACAGCUGCCUGGAUCAAUUGUGACUAAGAAAGGAAAAUCCUAUUUGUCCCAAAGGGAUCUCAAUGUGAUUCUACUCAAUGGUCAGUGCCUUGAGGUACAAUGUGACAUCAAGUCCAAGGCAAGAGAUGUUUUCAAUACUGUGGUGGCAUAUGCAAGCUUGGUGGAACAUUCCUACUUUGGCUUGGCUUACCUGAAAGGUAAAGAGUUUUUCUUUUUGGAUGAUGAGACCAAGCUCUACAAAGUGGCCCCAGAUGGCUGGAAUGACCAACCAAAGAAGAAAACCUCCAUCAUCAACUUCACACUCUUUCUAAGGAUAAAAUUCUUUGUCAACCACUUUAAUGUUAUCCAGCACAGCUUGACAAGACAUCAGUUUUACCUGCAGCUGCGUAAAGAUAUUUUGGAAGAACGGUUAUAUUGCAAUGAUGAGACUGCCCUGAAACUUGGUGCUUUGGCUUUACAGGCAGAGCUUGGCAAUUAUGCUUCUGAGGUACAUGGAAAGAGUUAUUUUCGUGUUGAAGACUACAUUCCAGCAAGCCGAAUAGAGAAAAUGACCCUGGCAUACGUACAGCGAGAGCUUGCUAAAUUACAUCGUAUGAAUCGCUCCCUAUUUGAGGAUGAAGCUGAACUAGAAUUUUUAAAGGUAACUCAGCAGCUUCCUGAAUACGGAGUGCUAUUCUAUCGUGUGUCUCAAGAGAAGAAAGGAACGGGAGGGGAUAUCAUCUUGGGAAUCUGUGCCAAAGGCAUCAUUGUAUAUGAGGUCAAAAAUCACACAAGAAUUGCCAGUUUAAGAUUCCAGUGGCGUGAAACAGAAAGAAUUUCAGCUCAUAGAAAGAAAUUCAUGAUUGAAAGUAGCUUCAGUGGCAAGAAACACACAUUCAUUACUGAUACAGCAAAGACAUGUAAAUAUCUACUGGACCUCUGCUCAGCCCAACACAAAUUCAAUGCACAGAUGAAUUCCAGGCAACUUCGGCAAACUUCAUCAGAGGAAAGUAAAUUUAUGGAAAUAGACAAAUCAAAUUCUGCAUAUGCAGCUCAGCAUGAGCACCUUGCCCUGAUUCAGAGACUAUCUCGUUCAGAAAAUGUGCUGUAUGGGACAAACCUGGAAAACCUUUCUGCUGGGAUGAUGAGCAAGUCUUGUGAUAACCUCAGUGUGGAAACCAACAACAGGACAAGAGACAAAAGCAAUCUUGGCAGAUCCACAUCAGGGCUAUCCCAGUCAGAAACGCACAUCAACUUGAAUGGAAAGCAAAGGAGUUAUGACUACCUUUCUAUUCAUUCAACUCAGAACACAAUCAGUGCACCUGGAUCACCAGCCAUCCAAAAAGAAGUUUUGCUAAGUGGUCUAGAAAGAGAAAUUAUUUGUGUCAGCCUAAAACGUGACCCUAAAAAUGGUUUUGGUUUUGUAAUUAUUGGAGGAGAAAAUGUAGGAAAAUUAGACCUCGGUAUCUUUAUCGCUUCAAUCAUCCCUGGGGGACCUGCAGACAGAGCUGGAAAUAUCAAACCAGGGGGACGACUCAUCUCUGUGAAUAAUAUUAGUCUUGAGGGUGUUUCGUUCAAUACUGCAGUUAAAAUUAUACAAAACUCUCCUGAUGAAGUUGAGCUGAUCAUCUCUCAACCCAAAGACAUGUAUGAAGAAGGAUUAAAUGAAGAAAAGAGUAUAUCAAGGGGAAACAGCACUAGUGGUUCUGAGAUCUCUUGUGUAGACAGUGGAAGAAAAAAGAUUCAAGACUGUCGUGCAGCUCUUCCCAAAGAACAGGCCGUAAAUAUAGAUGAACUUGAGAAGGCUCUGUCUUGGAGUUUAGCACCAAAACUGGGCCCAAAGAUUCCUGUUCUUUCAGCAAAUAGCCUGGAUGUGGAGGAGGCUGAUUCUUCACGCUUACAACAUCCAGAUGAAAAUGAAUCAAAUGAAACCUACACUGUGGAGCUUGUUAAAGAAGAUGGGACUUUUGGAAUCAGUGUGACUGGUGGAAUUAACACUAGUGUGCCUCAUGGUGGGAUAUACGUGAAGUCAAUUAUUCCCAGGGGACCGGCAGAUAAGGAUGGACAAAUAAAGAUAGGUGAUCGUCUGCUGGAAGUAGAUGGAAUCAGCCUCUGUGGCCUCACACACAAGCAGGCUGUGGAAAACCUUAAGAAGUCUGGACAGAUUGCCAAGCUGGUUCUAGAAAGGGGACACCAUCAAGUAGCAGAUCCAUGCCUGAGUACUAACGACAGAAAAGAGGACCAAUGUGCAGUUGUUUCUGUGGCAACAUCCUUCACAGAUGGCACCAAGGACUACUGCUUUUUGACAGAUGAUAAUACAUUUGAAGUCAAACUGACAAAGAAUUCUGGAGGCCUUGGCUUUAGUGUUCUUCAGAUGGAAGAAGAUGGCUGUGAACAUCUUGGAGGAGCUAUUGUCAGGAUCAAAAGGCUGUUUCCAGGGCAGCCAGCAGAAGAGAAUGGAGAAAUUGAAGUUGGAGACAUCAUUUUGGCUGUGAAUGGGAAACCUCUUCGAGGACUCUUGUAUCAGGAUGUCCUGCACUUGUUGAGAGGAGCUCCUUCAGAAGUCACGCUACUUCUCUGCAGACCACCAAAAGGUGUUCUUCCAGAAAUUGAGCAAAGUGCCCUGACUCCAGCACCAUCUCCAGUUAAGGCAUUAAUGGCAGAGAUGCCAGGCAGUCCAGAGGCAGGAAAUAGUUUAGGCCCAUCUACCAGUGAUGGAGGUAGCACCUCUCAAGACCUUGAAGACUGUUUGGAUUCUCCACUGGCAGCAGAUUUCAGUGAGCCUCCUGAAGAGGAGAGCUCAACUUACGAAGACCAGGAAGCAGAGUCUCAAGAGAAUCCCAUCCAGAGACUUAUGCCUCCCAGGGAAAGUUCCUAUAAGGAUCUGUGGAAGUUUCAUCAAGAAGCUGCCAGUUCUGAAGAGUUCCACUCCCUAGAGGAAGAAGUGAAGCAGAACUGCUACUCACCAUGUGAUCUUGGAUGUGCUGAAAACCCUGUGUUUAAUAAGAAUGAUGGUGACCUAUCAAACAGAAAUUGUAUGUCUGAAAUUCUCUCUCUAACCCCUAUUGAUGAAGAGUAUCUCACCAUCAGCUCAACAUCUGUGACCUCACUUUCACGAGGAGGAAGCACAGAGACUCUCUCCACAACCUUGGUGACCCCACAACCACGUGUCUGUGGCCCUUUCUCAUCAUCCCUGUCUGCUAGAGACACACAGAACAGUGACAAUGAAUGGGAAGACUUGGAGGAACUCGAGGAAGAGAAGGAGGAAAAAGAGGAUUGCACUAUGGAAACAGAGAUCUUUGUGACUUUGACAAGGUCAGAGAACAAUGGUUACGGAUUUUCAGUGGUUCUUAACAAAGUGGACAACUGUCUUUAUGUUGAUGAAAUCUUGCAUGAGCCUGCCCUGUCAGAUGGAAGGCUGAGAAGGGGAGACAGAAUCAUUAUGGUGAACGGAAUUGAUGUCACACCUUUACAAUGCAAUGAAGCCCUGACUUUACUGCAGAGCUCUCCUCCUGAUCUGCACCUCGUGGUUGGUCGUGCUGGCAGCAAUCCAUGUCCUUCUGUUAGGCCAGAUGACAUUCCAGAAAUCACUCUCACAAAAGGUGCCAAUGGACAGCUAGGCUUGAAGCUGACGGGAGGAGCUGGAAGCAAGCUACAAGGUAUUUAUGUGCUAGAGAUAGUGCCUGGCUCUCCUGCCAGUGUGGAAGGCAGUCUGCAGCCACGAGAUCAGAUUCUGUACAUCUGUGGGCUGUGGACUGAGGGCAUCAGCCUGGAUGAUGCAGUGAGAGUGUGUGAAGCUGCCACCCAGAAUGUCCAAAUCAAAGCAACAAGAAACGGCAAUCCAGUGGUUCCUAUAGAGCAAGAAAAUAGGCCGCCUGCUGAGACAGAAAAAGACAAUACUUGUCUCUCAAAAGAAAACCUGAAUUCACAAGACCAGCAUCUGCUAAAUAAACACGAGAAACAUCUGAAGGAAACAAAUUGUGAUGCUCAACAAAGCACUCCCAAUUCUCCAGAAAGUAAGGACUUCAUUAUUAAGAUAGAAUUGGAAAAAGCAGAAAAUGGAAGCCUAGGAUUUGCACUGGUAGGUGGCAGAAAUGGCAGGGCUAUCCUAAUAAAAGCCAUCAGCCCAGACAGCAUCGCAGAUCUAGAUGGGAGGCUUCAAGUUGGUGACAUCUUACUUAAGGUAAAUGAGACUUUAGUGUCUGGUCUACCACGCCAUACAGUUAUAGAUUUGCUGCGCAAGGCUCAAGGCACUGUUCAACUCACUGUCUGCCGAAGGGCAGCUUCACGUUGGGCUUACUCAAGCAACCAGAGAAACAGUAUACCAUCCCCUCCAAAUGCAAACACAGAGCCUGAUGAUCACAGUGUUGAGAGAAGCCUAGGAGCUCAACCUGUUUUCACUUUGAAGGAAGAAUCCAACUGGAUGUGCAGCAAGGGUCCAGAAAGUACAUACUGUUCCCCUCUGCAAGGUCAAUUUGUUGGACAAGAUUAUCAGGGUAUCACCAGUAACACUUCAGAUGGAUCACAGAAAUACGCAGGAUAUGAAGGCUGCAGAAGAGAGAGUCAGCAGUCUGAGUCAGAUAGCUGGAACAAUGAAGAUGACGAUAUGUCCCACAGGACUUCUAUUCUACCUAGAAGCAGAACCUUUGUUUCUGAAGAUGAACUGACUCGUUUAAUUAACUUUAAAUCCUCACCAACCGGAGUACAUCCAAGGACUGGCAUCAGACAUUUUAUUCAAGGCCUUCAGUCACGGAUUGAGAAUCAAGAGGUCUUUAAAGAGUUUAUGGCUUUGGAACAUGUGAAACCAAUAGAUGACUGCAGAACUGGCAAAGCACCAGAAAACCGGGAUAAAAACAGAUAUCAAGAUAUUCUUCCAUAUGAUAAGACACGAGUUCCUCUGGGAGAAAGCAACGGCUACAUUAACGCAAGUUAUAUUAGAAUGAACGUUGGAGAAGAGGAACACUUCUAUAUCAUAACUCAAGGGCCUCUGCCUUCUACUAUGGCUGAUUUCUGGCAGAUGGUUUGGGAGAGUGAAUCAGAUCUGAUUGCCAUGAUGACAAAAGAAGUGGAGCUUGGAAAAGUGAAAAGUCAUCGAUACUGGCCAGAACCUCCACAUGACUCCAUAGAUCUGGCUAAUUUCCAUCUCAGGCUAGACAGUUACCAGAUUUUGGAAUACUUCACAAUUAGAAUAAUAGAAAUGAUCAACAAGCAGACAGAUGAGAGGCGAAUUAUAAGUCAUUUGCAGUUUACCACUUGGCCAGACCACAGUACUGCCAAACUGUCUGAGCAGCUUGUAAAAUUUAUUUGUUAUAUGAGAAAAGCUCACAGGAGAGGACCUGUUGUUGCUCACUGCAGUGCUGGGAUAGGAAGAAGUGGAGUUUUGCUUUGUGUUGAAAUUCUUCUGAGCUAUAUAGAAAAAGAUCUCUGUUUCAACAUCAAGCACAUAGUGAGAGAUUUGAGAGAACAGCGGUUUGGCAUGAUCCAAAGUAAGGAUCAGUAUUUAUUCUGUUACAAAUUUGUGCUGCAAGUCCUUCAGAACCUUCAAGCAGUGGAUUCCUAUUGACUGCAAUGUGACUCUUCCCUGGAAUUGUCCUCCUCGGACUCCAGGGACCAUUCAGCUAUUGCUUUAAAGGGAUGUCAAGUGUUAUAUUACAUGCUCUAAUAGAUUACUCUGAUUCCUAAGACAUUUAAAAACCUUGCUUAACAUGCCCUGGGUAAGUCAUUUAAAUCUCGUCUCAGAGUUUGGAGAAGGAGCCAGUCAGAACUGCAGCACUGCUGUUAAAAUGUCAUGGACAUCUUGUGUGUUCUGUGUAAUAACAUUUAAACUGCUAAGAAAAUAUUUUUGAACUCUGACAGGGAGGUAGCAGCCUUCAGAAUUUGCUGUCCACAGGGCAACUAAAAAGAUUAAAGACUCUGCUGGUGUUGGUGGAAGAUUUGUUGUCUCAUACAUACAGCAUUCUUGGCUUCUGGACUGCAAAUCAAUAUUUAUAUAGUAGAUAUGCUAUUGUGUGGAGGGAUUCAAUUUGUUUACCUUUUGUUGCUUGAACAAUGUGGAACCAUUUCCAGUCACUACUCCAGCAGAGGAAUUCUGACCACUAUCGCUAGAUAUCUUAAAUCAAGAGAUAGACAGAAACAUAGGAUGCCUUUAAACCUUAGCUAUUUAUCUUAAAAGCGAGAAGAGAGUUGUAAUUAUUGGUGGCAUAUUCUUAUUUUCUAGCAAUACAAACAGCUGUAGAUAGAGUCCGAAUUCUUCCAUUCUGCAUCCACAUGAAAAGGAAUGCAAUAUCAAACCAGACUCUGUGUGUAUUGUGGCACACAUAUGCAUUUCAUCUUCCACUGAUGCUUUCUAUUGAUCUUUCACUCCACUGAAUAAUCUUGUCAUUCUUAACUAGGAUCUGAAUCCAUCUAUGGGAAGACUCAUUGGUUUCAGAAAGAGCCGAAUCAGAUCUUUAAAUUAGAGUACAUAACUCUCUGUACAGUUCGCUUCUCUUGUAAAAAGAGUUUUUGCUAUUGUGAGUUUGGAUUUGAGCAAAAACAUACUGUUCAGGUUUGUAAGAUUGUAGCUGUUUCUACAGUAGUAAUUCUAAUUCCUUUACCUAGACAGUGGUAUACACAGAAGUGGUAUUAUUAGGUAUGCAUCGGGAGAGUAACUUCAAAACAUAGGAAAUGACUACAGCAUUUAUUUAACUGAAUUGUACAUAUUUUUAAAGCUUCCUUGAUUUCAGAAAACAUUAAGAGACAUUUGAAUAUAUAACUGCAGUAGAAAUAAGACAAUAAAAUAGCUGUUUAUUUUCAUUAUGAAAGAGAGGUUUAUGGCUCAGAAAGAAUGAGGAAUUAAAUACAAAUUAAAAGCAUGACUUUUAGAAAAAGCCACAGUUAUGCAAUUAUAAUUAAGGUCCAGGGCCAUUUUUUGCUUUCUGCCCUCGGAUAGUCUGCUGGAAGUCAGCAGAAGAUAUAAAUAGGAUUUAUGACAUGAACCAGAUGCUAGUUUCAAGCAUUGUGACACAGAUCCAGAGCAGCUUUAAAUCAGUGGGGUAAACCUGGACCUAUAAUGGUAUAAAUAUAAACAGAAUUAUAUGUUUUGUCUUAAAUUAAUUGAAUUUGAGCCUUCUAGGCUCCGUGCAUUCUGAACUUACUUUCCUUAUGUUGCAUAUAAAGGACUAUUUGCACAAUUUUGUCAAGCAUCAUCAGCCAAAUUUUACUCAUAACGUUGUUACCUCCAUUUGCUAUUUGGCCUUUAACUUUGAUUUUAAUUACUGUACAUGUACCUCUAUGCAAGACAACACUGCACAUAAAUGCACAAUUCACUUCUGUACCACAGCAACUUUAAAAUCUUCUCAGUAAAAGUAUGCCUGUACUUUUUGCAAGGGUGUUUUUUCUGUGGUUUAAAACAAAGAUUCUGGAUUUUGAAGACAAUCUUUGUGGCACUGUUUGUUCCUCCGCAUUUGUGCAUCAUCUUUGCAGCUGUUUGUCAGAAGUGUUUCCUGUUUUACAAGGAUAUUAAAAGAUUUCUGAAAACACUGAA
This is a messenger RNA of Numida meleagris (helmeted guineafowl), 8829 nucleotides long. It is a transcript of the gene FRMPD2, whose product is annotated as FERM and PDZ domain containing 2. Bases 247 to 6867 code for a protein of 2206 amino acids. Gene Ontology annotation, molecular function: protein binding; protein tyrosine phosphatase activity. Lineage: Eukaryota; Metazoa; Chordata; Aves; Galliformes; Numididae. Gene Ontology annotation, biological process: protein dephosphorylation. The record is from RefSeq and is a predicted model, not a curated record. Gene Ontology annotation, cellular component: cytoskeleton. The transcript has 47 exons.